CAGAUGAGUUUGCAGACAGCGCAGUAACAGACUGAGCACAGCUUGAGAACGAAGACAGACUCUCCAAUCACAAGUUUACAAAGAAAAUUAACAGACAAAGCUACAAACAUCCUCGGAGCAGAGUUUUCUCUUCUUCUGAUCGGCUUUGAAAAGCAGCAGAUAGGUGCAAUGGCGACACCCAAAAACACACCCCGAGGCACAAACACACCACUAUCCCCCAACCGUAUCACUCGGCUCCAGGAGAAGGAGGACCUGUCCAACCUCAACGAUCGUCUGGCUGUCUACAUCGACAAGGUCCGCUCACUGGAGGCUGAGAAUGCCGGUCUGCGUCUGCGAAUCACCGAGUCUGAGACAGAGGUCAGCAGGGAGCUGACGGGCCUGAAGGCCGCCUAUGAGACCGAGCUGGCCGAUGCCCGUCAGACUCUGGACUCUGUGGCCAAAGAGCGAGCACGGCUGCAGCUGGAGCUGGGCAAGCUGAGAGAGGACUACAAGGAGCUGAAAGCCAGGAACACCAAAAAGGAGUCAGAAUUGACAGGAGCCUUGCAGAGGCUCAAAGACCUGGAGGCUCUGCUGAACUCAAAGGAUGCGUCAUUGACUACGGCUCUGGGAGAGAAGCGUAACCUGGAGGUGGAAAACAGGGACCUGAAGGCUCAGGUUGCUAAGCUGGACACCAGUUUGGGCGAUGCCAGGAAGCAGCUGCAGGAUGAGAUGCUGAGGAGGGUGGAUGGAGAGAAUCGCAUCCAGACUCUCAAAGAAGAGCUGGAGUUUCAGAAGAACCUCCACUCUGAGGAACUGCGGGAGAUAAAGCGGCGCCAUGAGUCUCGUAUGGUUGAGUUGGACAACGGCCACCAGCAGGAGUUUGAGAGCAAGCUGGCAGAGGCUCUGGUGGAAAUGCGUAACCAGCAUGAACUGCAGAUCAAAAUGUACAAGGAUGAGAUUGAGAAGACCUACAACGCCAAGCUGGAAAGUGCUCGUCAGUCUGCGGACAGAAGCAGCCACCUGGUGGGAGCAGCACAUGAGGAGCUCCAGCAGACACGAAUUCGCCUGGAGUCCACGUCGGCUCAGCUCAGCCAGCUGCAGAAACAGCUGGCGGCCCGUGAGGCAAAGGUGAGGGACCUGGAGGACGCCCUGUCUCGGGAGCGGGACACCACACGUCGCCUGCUGGGUGAGAAGGACAGAGAAAUGGCUGAGAUGAGGCAGCAGAUGCAGCAACAGCUGGAUGAGUAUCAGGAGCUCCUGGAUGUCAAACUGGCUCUGGACAUGGAGAUAUGUGCUUACAGGAAGCUGCUGGAGGGAGAGGAGCAGAGGCUGCGUCUGUCCCCCAGCCCUCCGCCCACCAGAGUGACAGGAAGUCGUUCCUCUACGUCAGCAGCUCACUCUCGGUCAGUCCACUGCAGCGCCCAGAGCUCUCCUGCCAAGAGGCGUCGCCCCAACGACACCGACAGCGAGGCCUCCAGCUUCGCAGGAGGAGCCGUGGCUCGCACUCGCAUCACCCAGCAGGCGUCAGCCAGCGGACGGGUCACUGUGGACGAGGUGGACCUGGAUGGGAAAUAUGUCAGACUCAGCAACAAAGCAGAUGAGGAUCAGAAUUUAGGGAACUGGCAAGUGAAGCGGCAGGUGGGAUCUGGUGCACCCAUCAUCUUCAAGUUCCCGGCUAAAUUCACCUUGAGGGCCGGGCAGAGGGUCACGAUCUGGGCCUCUGGCUCUGGUGGAGCCCACAAUCCUCCCUCUGACCUGGUGUGGAAGACUCAGGCCUCCUGGGGCACGGGAGACGUGUUCCAGACCACUCUGAUCAGCGCCAACGGAGAGGAAAUGGCCAUGAGGAAAGUCACCCGCACACAGUUUGAAGAAGAGGACGAUGACAUGCAGGUGGCUCACAGCACUUGUGGGGACAGCGAGUACAACCUGAGGAGCCGGACCGUGGUCUGCGGCUCCUGUGGACUGCCGUCAGACAAAUCCAGCAACUGCUCCGUGAGCUCGGCUUCCCGCUCCUUCCGCAGCGGCGGCAUCUCCGAGGGUUUGCUGGCACCACACUCCUACGUGUUCAGCACCAGCACUCCUCGCAAGGCUGGACUCAGACUGGAGACCUGUAAAGUCAUGUGAAACCCCUGGAUCCAUAUUGAAAAAAGUUAUUAGUUCUUUACUUAUCAGUUGUAGUUAUUUAGUUCAGUUCAUGUACUUUGGAAUAAUGUUCAAGAUAUCAUAUGCAAGAAAGCUUUGUACUGCUUUUUUAUAAUGUACAUAGGCAUGCACAUGAAAUAUUUUCUCGACUUUAAAUGGUGAUUUAAACAGUCACUUCUGUUUGUAUUGGUGAUAUUCAGUCUUUACUGAAUCUGUUCAGGCUCAUUUAUUACCAAUAAAUAAACAGUGUGUGAUAUCCACAGAUACUGUGGCUGUUAGAGGAAAUCAUACUAUUCUUACACUAUUCACAGUUAAAUCAGAUUUUUACUACGCUCCUUAAACAUACUGACGCAGCAGGGUUGCAGUAAAUCCAUUUGUGCUCACAUAUUUUGAAAAAUGCAUUUAUUUUUGAGUAUAAUUUUCUCCUUGAGAUGAAGUAAACUGACCUCAGCCUUGCAGAUCUGCAGAAUAAUGUGUAUUUUUGCUGAUAUCAAUAAACCUGUUUUCAGAAAUCUGCCUCAGGGCUGAAA
This is a messenger RNA of Toxotes jaculatrix (banded archerfish), 2651 nucleotides long. Its product is annotated as lamin-A-like. The record is from RefSeq and is a predicted model, not a curated record. Bases 169 to 2103 code for a protein of 644 amino acids. The transcript is spliced from 13 exons. Lineage: Eukaryota; Metazoa; Chordata; Actinopteri; Toxotidae.